GUGCAACGGCGAGGAGUCAUAACGUGCCGAUACUUGAUUAAUUUGAUUUAUAUAUAAGUUCGAGUCUGUCCUCCUUACUCACUCAGGAGGUUCUCCAUCUGUAUGCGAUCUGUGACGAGCUUGUUGCGCGCCAAUCGCUUACUUUCACUUCGGAAGCCCUUGUUUCGUACCCCACCACCUCUAACUAGCCAUCCCACCAAGAAGAGCUUCACUACAACUGCCCCCCACUACAAAUUCCAGAUCUCCCUUCCCAAGCGGAAACCAGAAGUCAACAUGGGGUCCGAUAUGACAGCCAAGAAUGGCAAGCCAUUCGAUCGCGCUGCUCUUGAGCAACUCAUGAAGCGCCGAUUCUUCUACACUCCCGCAUUCGAUAUCUACGGUGGUGUCUCUGGUCUCUACGAUUAUGGCCCGCCCGGCUCUGCACUCACUACCAACAUCGUCGACAUAUGGCGAAAGCACUUUGUGCUCGAGGAGGACAUGCUCGAGGUGGAUUGCACAAUGUUGACACCUCACGAGGUGCUCAAGACUUCCGGUCACGUUGAUAAAUUUGCGGAUUGGAUGUGCAAGGACCCCAAGACUGGCGAGAUCUUCCGUGCGGACCAUCUUGUUGAGGAAGUGUUGGAGUCUCGCCUCAAGGGAGACAAGGAAGCUCGUGGCGUGAAGGUAGAAGAGAAGGAAGAGGACCCGAAGAAGAAAAAGAAGAAGGUCAAGAGCAUUCCAGUCGUGAAACUUGAGGAUGCCGUCGUCAAGGAGUACGAGGAAACCCUUGCGAAGAUUGACAACUACAAUGGCGAGGAGCUCGGUCUGCUCAUGAAGCAAUACAACAUCAAGAACCCUGCAACUGGUGGUGAACUUCUCCCACCUGUCGCAUUCAACCUCAUGUUCCAGACUUCCAUUGGUCCUUCCUCCAACCUUCCUGGUUACCUACGCCCAGAGACUGCUCAGGGUCAGUUCCUGAACUUCCAGAAAUUGCUUGAGUUCAACAACCAAGCCAUGCCAUUCGCCUCUGCCUCGAUUGGCAAGUCAUUCCGAAACGAAAUCUCCCCCCGUUCCGGUCUCCUCCGUGUCCGAGAAUUCUUGAUGGCCGAGAUUGAGCACUUCGUUGAUCCCUCUGGCGGCAAGAAGCACCCUCGCUUCAACGAGGUCAAGGACGUAGAAUUGGAGCUACUCAACCGAGAAGUCCAGCUCUCCGGAAAGACCCAUGUUUCCACCACCAAGAUCGGUGAUGCCGUCGCAUCUGGCCUCGUCGACAACGAGACCCUCGGAUACUUCCUCGCCCGUAUUCAGCUCUUCCUCCUUCGCAUCGGCUGCGACCCCAAGAAAAUCCGAUUCAGGCAACACAUGGCCAACGAAAUGGCCCAUUACGCCGCUGACUGCUGGGAUGCCGAGCUUUUGACCUCGUAUGGCUGGAUAGAGUGCGUUGGCUGCGCUGACAGGAGUGCUUAUGAUCUGUCUGUGCACAUGAACAAGACUGGUGCCCCUCUCCAAGUGUCCGAGAGGAGAGAGAAACCUCUCGAGUUUGAGGAGUGGGUCGUCGACAUUGAGAAGAAGAAGUUCGGACCUAAGUUCAAGAAGGACGCCAAGACGGUGGAGACUGCCCUUGAGUCUCUCGCGGAGGAUUUGCGCGAGAAGCUCUCUCUUGAUCUCUCCAAGGAUGGCAAGAUUGUCAUCGACGUGCCAAAUGUUGGCGACGGCAAGGUGGAGCUGACCAAAGACUUGGUUACCAUCGAGAAGCGAAAGCGUGUGGAGCAUACCAGGGAAUUCACUCCUAAUGUCAUUGAGCCAUCUUUUGGUAUUGGCAGAAUAUUCUACGCACUCUGCGAGCAUACCUACUGGUCACGCGAGGGUGACGAGGCCCGUGGCGUCCUCUCUUUCCCCCCGACCGUUGCCCCGACCAAGGUCCUUAUCGGUCCUCUAUUCGGCCAGAAGACCGAGUUCAAAUCAUACUCCCAGGCUCUGAAAGCAAAACUCCGGAAGCUCGGAAUCUCAAGCCGCAUCGACGAGUCCGGUGUGUCAAUCGGAAAGCGAUAUGCCCGAAACGACGAAUUGGGUACACCAUUGGGCAUCACCAUUGAUUUCCAAACCCUCGAAGACAACACAUAUACACUCCGUGACCGAGACACCACGAAGCAGGUCCGCGGCGACAUCGACCAAAUCUGCGAAGCCAUCUCCCAGCUCGUGGAAGGCACUGCUUCUUGGGAAGAUAUCGCAGCUAGACUUCCUGCGUUCGAAUCUGCUGAUGCCGAGUAAAAGAAAACGUUCGUUGAAUGUCGGGUUAGCGAUUCUCAUUCGACAUUGACAUGUUGUGGUUGUGAACGAUGAGGCAUCGCAAAGAGGUUGGAUUCAUUAGCAGAGUGUAUUACUGUGUGCGAUUAUAAGGGUACCAUUUGAUGUAGACUGCUGUGGGUAUAACGCCCCUACGACAUACGUAGACGGCGAAAAGCUUCAGAGUCAGGAAUCUGGAAUAAGUUAGAUGAAUGAAUAAAACAAAUUAUGGCCA
Aaosphaeria arxii CBS 175.79 is the source of this 2500-nucleotide messenger RNA. RefSeq names its product glycyl-tRNA synthetase-like protein. Gene Ontology annotation, cellular component: mitochondrion; cytoplasm. The record is from RefSeq and is a predicted model, not a curated record. NCBI's taxonomy places the organism in Eukaryota, Fungi, Ascomycota, Dothideomycetes, Pleosporales. The coding region runs from base 103 to 2250 and encodes 715 amino acids. The transcript is spliced from 5 exons. Gene Ontology annotation, molecular function: ATP binding; glycine-tRNA ligase activity. Gene Ontology annotation, biological process: mitochondrial glycyl-tRNA aminoacylation.